CCUUUCUUUGCAGGCGACGGAGCGGAGCGUCUGGCCGGAGCGCCCCGGGGAAGAGUAGCUGCAGGGAACGGCUGCCGGGCGGCAGAACUUGCUCUGUCUCUGGGAGACGCGCGGGGCCCCAUGGAGCUGCUGGCCCUCUGUUGGCACCCUCUCUGGGUGCCUUGCACCCUGGUCCUGUCCGUGGUGCUCUGGGCAAGGAGGGCAGCGUGGAGACCUGCGGCUUGUCCUGUGGACCUGCGUGGCAAAACCGCCGUGGUCACUGGAGCCAACAGUGGUGAGUCCGCAAGAUGUGCUGGGCCUGAGGGGCCAGGGGGCUUAAGCCUUGACCCCUCCCCAGACCCAGACCCCCAACCCGGUAGAUUUUACCUGCUUAUCGGGGCUGCGCAAAGGGAUUAAGGUCCCAUCGAGCGCUUCGGAAAACAGAAUCCUAGAAUAGUAGAAUUGCAGAAUUGGAAGGAACUGCAAAGAAUCAUUUAUUCCAACCUCCUGCAAGACAGGAAUCUCAGCACAAGAUUCUAGAGGGUCAUUAAUCAUAGAACUGGAAGGGACCCCCGAAUUUCAUAUAGUCCAAGCGCCCGCAAUGUGGAAAUCUCGACACACAGUUGUUGCGUGUUUCGGAUGUUUCUUAGUGGUUCUGAACUUGUGGGUUAUGUCUGCGUGGACAUGCAUUUUCCUUGGCACUUAAAGUACGCGCACCCUAAUACAGUAUUAUUAUAACACCGUGCAUGUGGGACUUCAGGAUUAACUGAAGCAGAGGCUGGAGGGACACCUGUCGGGUAUGAUCUAGCUGCGGUUCUUCCAUUGGGCACUGUGCAAUUGUGUGUGUGCGAAAGAGAGAGGGAAUGUUGCAGCAGGACAAAUCCAGCGAUGGUUGAACUAUGUGCGUAACUCGCUAUCGCAGCAGGAGGCAGCCCUGACCCACAGCCUAGAAGGCUUUAAAAUGCCUGGCGGACCCAGGGAGGAGGGGAAGGUGGGAAGUCCAGAGAUUCGGAGGAAUCUGUAAAGAUGGAUGUUCGUAUUGUUAUAAUGUUAUACUUGUAAUGCAAGUAAAACCAAAUUAAAAUUAUUUCAAACAAACAAAAUUAAAUAAAUGAAUAAGUUUAAAUAAAUAGAUAGAUAUGUAGAAAAUGCAAUAAUAAAAUAGAAUAAAAUGCCUGGAGGAGGAAGAGAAGGCUAUCGAGGGCUGCUGAAGGAGCAGAGCUUCUGAGUACAGUACUGGUUGUUGGAGACCCCAGGAGGGGAAGGGGCUCUGCCGCUCCAAUCCUGUUUACAGGUUUCCCAUAAUAUGGCACCUGGCUGGCCAGGGUGAGAACUGGACGCAGCACUGGGUGGGUUCCCUUUGGCCGGAUCCAGCAGCGUCUUCUGAUUUAGCCCUGCGUGGAUUGCUGCGUGGGCCCUCCUUCCUCCUGCCCCCCUGAAACAAUGGGUCUGGGGUGUGUGUGGCAAGAGCUGGCCUGCGGCUGAUGCCUUCGGACUUCAUAGCACUGCGGAGUUAAGAGGGACUCCGAGGGUCCUCUGUCUAGUCCAGCCCCCGCAGUGCCAGAAUCCUGCCCACAGCCGUCCCUGGAUGGGCUCAGACCAAAGACCUUCUGGCUGACAGCCAGACCCACCGACCCCUGGGGGCUUUCCCAGGGAACCCCCACUCCCCUGGGGCAGGUGAGCAGGAUCUGGGCAAAAUGACGAGUCUGGUUGCUCCUGCUGCUGCCAGCUGGGUCGGGUUGGGUUCCAGAGCAAUAGGGAAGCGGGUCAGGGCCAGGGGGAGAGCCACCCCCGCCAAGACCCCCACCAAGACCCACGAAGAGGGGUUCUGGUCCUUGACUCGCCCCCGGGGGCUCUGCUGCAGGGAUUGGCAAGUGCGUGGCUCUGGAGCUGGCGCGCAGGAAUGCCCGGACCAUCCUGGCCUGCCGCAGCCGAGAGAGAGGGGCGGCAGCCGUGGAGGAGAUCCGCAGGGCCACGGGGAACCCCGACGUCCACCUGCGCAUCCUGGACACCAGCUCCAUGGCGUCGGUGAGGAACUUCGCCCGGCAGUUCCUGGAGGAAGAGGGGCAGCUGCACAUCCUGGUCAACAACGCCGGGACCACAGGUAAGUGGCAGGGCUGGGCGGGCGGUGGAAGGAGCCCCCAGGCGCUGGAGAAAGAGGAGGGGCUGGGUCGGAGCCCGGCUCGCCUGCGGACCCUCUCCAGGGGGCCUCUAGGAAGCCACAGAGCCUCUGCUCCUGGGGGCUAGGACUGCAGGACUGUGCUGCCUGCACCAAAGUGUGAUUGGCCCCGAUUCUGGAAACCCGGGAGGCACCCACAGCGCAGCAGGGCGCCCCAGCCCCUAAGCAAAGGCACCUCUUGGGAUCUCCUAUUAUAUAUAUAUUACAUGGUAGUUACCGUACAAUUUCAGCACUGUACAUGACAUAUAUUAUAUUAUUGUAUAUACGGAUUCCCCACAUCUAACUCUAUACCCAACUCAUCAUUUACCCAAAUCCCAAUGUGACUUCCUUCACCCACAUGCAUGAUAUCCUUCUGGCUACCUUAAAACUCUAACAUUGUGUUCAUAAUUCUUCAUCACAUUUAGCAAUCCUCUAUCUUAAAAUCAUUGCAUCUUAGCUUAAUGAACUCAAUCAGUACUUAUCCAGAAAUUUCUCUUGAAGUAAUUUUGUGCAAUAUAUUCUUCAAACCAUUUCCAUUCCUUUCUGAAUUUUUGUUUUGAUUGCAUUCUAUUCGACGCUGUCAUCUUGGCUAGUUCAAUAUAUUCGCAAAAUUUAAUUUGCCACUCUGACAUUGAGGGAGUCUCCUGUUGGGAUUUUCUUCCAGCCUGAGGCUCCUCCUCUUCUUAGGGGUGGUCCACCAAGGCAAGUGUGGACAAGCAGCCCUCUGGUACAAGCACGGGAGGGCAGCUGUCCCCUGUGUCGUCCUCCGCGGAGCAUCCCUCGGCAGCGGCCGCUCUUGCAAACGGCACAAAACAACAGCGAAGCGUCUUGCUGCGCCUGAAAGACAAGAGGGUGGAUUCUCUGGAGCACCAAAGCUGGCUUCUGCGGAGAUCCAUUCUCUGCUCUUUCAGGUGCUGCCCUAAAGACUCCUGCGGUGACCCCUGUAAAAGCAUCGCGAAGAGGUUCGCUGGGCUCCCGGACCCCUGCCUGGCUUGAUCCAGCAGCAGCAAAACUCUCCUGGUGUUGCUGUUUCCUUUCCUGUCUCACCCCCUUCUCCGAGGAGCCCCAGGCAGCGUCCCUCGUUCUCCAGCGCCGGAUUUACGCAUAAGCUAAACAAGCUCUAGCUUAGGGCCCCAGUCUCUUGAGGACCCCCCAAAAAUUAAAGGAAAUAACACUUGGAUGUACAUUUCCAAAAUAUAAGAUAAAAAACAAAUAAAAGAAAACCUACAGACAGCAACAGUUGUUUUGUUUUGUUUUGUGUUGUGUAUGGACCAAUUAGGUCCAUAAAUUACCAUAUAUCAGGGGCAGGCAACCUAAGGCCCGUGGGCCGGAUCCGGACCAAUCACCUUCUCAAUCCGGCCCGUGGACAGUCUGGGAAUCAGCAUGUAGGCUCUUCUUGGAAGCAACAGAGCACAUCGUCUCCACCAAGGAGGAGACAGGGGACUCCCCUGAGAAGGAGGCUAGUUCACCAACACAGGAGCCAGAUAUAUGGAGAAACGUGACUCAAAGAAGUAGGAGGCCCAGGGUUCGCUCUGAUUGUUUAGAAAUGCACAAUCGCUUUGAGGUCCUCUCCCCUAGCAUGGAAGACGAAGAGCAGACUCCAUUUGAGGAUCUCUCUCUCAUUACAGUCGAUCAGGUAUAUGAAGACGAGCAGCAAAGUCAGUCCUCAGGGAAUGUGCAGGCGACCUUGGAGCGGACAGCUCACGGAAGAACCCCGACCAAACCUAAGAGGAGGCGUGUAGUGGUGAUAGGGGAUUCCCUACUGAGGGGAACAGAAGCAGUGAUCUGUGGGCCUGACAAGAUGUCUCGGGAAGUGUGCUGUCUCCCGGGGCUAAGAUCCAAGAUGUAACUGAACGACUGCAAGGAAUCAUAAAACCCACUGACAAAUACCCCUUCCUCUUGGUUCAUGUGGGAACCAAUGACACUGCAAGCAAUAGCCUCCAGAAGAUCAAAAGAGACUACGAGGCUCUGGGCAGGAAAUUGAAGCAAUUAAAUGCACAAAUUGUCAUCUCAUCUGUCCUCCCAGUUGAACGACGUGGCCCAGGGAGAGAGGGAAAAAUAGUGGAAGUGAACAGCUGGCUUCGCAAAUGGUGUAAACAGGAAUGGUUUGGUUUCUUAGAUCACGGACUGCAGUUUCUUGAAGAUGGACUUCUGGCAAGCGAUGGGCUGUACCUCACAACGGUUGGGAGAAAUGUUUUUGCCAAAAAUCUCAGAAACCUCUUCAGGAGGGCUUUAAACUGACUAAUGUGGGGGAGGGAGACAGUGCUCCUGAAGGUAGGAGUCUAUCAAUUGAUGAAGAUGAUCAUCCAAUUGUCAUAGACCAAAUGGAGCAAACAGCACGCAGACCUAGUGGUGGGAGGAAAAAUCCUUAAAUAAGAGACACGGGGAAUGAUUAAUGGACUUCAAUGUCUGUACACUAAUGCGCAAAGCAUGGGAAAUAAACAAGAUGAGCUUGAGCUCUUGGUACAGCAAACUAAAUAUGACAUAAUAGGCAUCACUGAAACCUGGUGGGAUAAGUCCCACGAUUGGAAUGUAAUAAUGGAGGGAUACAAUCUAUUUCAGAGAAACAGACCAGACAAGAAAGGAGGAGGAGUGGCGUUAUAUGUCAGGGAUGUGUAUACCUGUGAAGAGAUCCAAGAUUUAGAACCUCAAAGCCAAAGUGAGAGCAUUUGGGUCAAAAUUAAGGGAGAGAAGAAUAACAGUGACCUCAUUGUGGGAGUUUACAAUAGAUGCCCAAGCCAAACGGAGGACAUAGAUGAUGCCUUCCUGGAACAGAUGGCCAAGCAUGCAAAAGGAAGGGAGAUAGUAGUAAUGGGGGACUUCAAUUACCCGGAUAUUUGUUGGAUGUCAAACUCAGCCAAGAGCAUAAGGUCAAACAGAUUCCUCACUGGCCUUGCAGACAACUUCAUUGUCCAGAAAGUGGGAGAAGCAACAAGAGGAACAGCCAUUUUAGAUCUGGUCCUAACCAAUGUUGAUGACCUGGUUAGUGGGGUAGAAGUGGAAGGAUCAUUAGGCGCGAGUGAUCAUGCUCUUCUGAAGUUUACUAUACAGCGGAAAGGAGCAGCCAAGCAUACUAGGACUCAAUUUCUUGACUUUAAGAAAGCUGACUUCAUAAAACUUAGGAAAGUGCUGGGUUAGAUCCCAUGGACAGUAAUACUAAAAGGAAAGGGAGUUCAUGAUGGCUGGGAGUUUGUUAAGAGGGAGAUAGUAAAAGCACAACUUCAGGCAAUACCAAUGAGACGGAAACAUGGAAGGUGCCUAAAGAAGCCAGGGUGGCUAUCUAAAGAACUUUUAACUGAGUUAAGAUUAAAAAGGAUGUGUACAAAAAUGGAAAAGGGGGAAACCACCAAAGAGGAAUUCAAACAAAUAGCCAGCACGUGUAGACACAAAGUCAGAAAAGCUAAAGCACAGAAUGAACUCAGGCUUGCUAGAGAGGUUAAAAGCAACAAAAAGGCUUUUAUGGGUAUGUUCGUAGCAAAAGGAAGAACAAAGAAACAGUGGGGUCACUCAGAGGAGAAGAUGGUGAAAUGCAAACAGGGGACACAGAAAGGGCUGAACUCCUCAAUGCCUUUCUUGCCUCAGUCUUCUCCGAUAAAGAAAACAAUGCCCGACCUGAAGAAUUUGGAGCAAAUGAUUCAGCAAAGGAAACACAGCCCAGAAUAACUAAGGAGAUAGUACAAGAAUACUUGGCUAGUUUAGAUGUAUUCAAGUCUCCAGGGCCAGAUGAACUGCAUCCAAGAGUAUUAAAAGAACUGGCAGAUGUGAUCUCAGAACCACUGGCAGUCAUCUUUGAGAAUUCCUGGAGAACAGGCAAAGUCCCGGCAGACUGGAGGAGGGCAAAUGUUGUCCCUAUUUUCAAAAAGGGGAAAAGAGAGGACCCAAAUAAUUACCGCCCAGUCAGUCUGACAUCAAUACCAGGGAAGAUUCUGGAGCAGAUCAUUAAGCAAACAGUCUGUGAGCACCUAGAAAGGAAUGCUGUGAUCACCAAUAGUCAGCAUGGAUUUCUGAAAAAUAAGUCAUGUCAGACUAACCUGAUCUCGUUUUUUGACAGAAUUACAAGCCUGGUAGAUGAGGGAACGCAGUGGAUGUAGCCUACCUUGAUUUCAGCAAGGCAUUUGACAAGGUGCCCCAUGAUAUUCUUGUAAAGAAGCUGGUAAAAUGCGGUCUUGACUAUGCUACCACUCAGUGGAUUUGUAACUGGCUGACUGACCGAACCCAAAGGGUGCUCAUCAAUGGUUCCUCUUCAUCCUGGAGAAGAGUGACUAGUGGGGUGCCACAGGGUUCUGUCUUGGGCCCGGUCUUAUUCAACAUCUUUAUCAACGACUUGGAUGAUGGACUCAAGGGCAUCCUGAUCAAAUUUGCAGAUGACACCAAACUGGGAGGGGUGGCUAACACCCCAGAGGACAGGAUCACACUUCAAAACGACCUUGACAGAUUAGAGAACUGGGCCAAAACAAACAAGAUGAAUUUUAACAGGGAGAAAUGUAAAGUAUUGCACUUGGGCAAAAAAAUGAGAGGCACAAAUACAAGAUGGGGGACACCUGGCUUGAGAGCAGUACAUGUGAAAAGGAUCUAGGAGUCUUGGUUGACCACAAACUUGACAUGAGCCAACAGUGUGACGCGGCAGCUAAAAAAGCCAAUGCAAUUCUGGGCCUCAUCAAUAGGAGUAUAGCAUCUAGAUCAAGGGAAGUAAUAGUGCCACUGUAUUCUGCUCUGGUCAGACCUCACCUGGAGUACUGUGUCCAGUUCUGGGCACCACAGUUCAAGAAGGACACUGACAAACUGGAACGUGUCCAGAGGAGGGCAACCAAAAUGGUCAAAGGCCUGGAAACGAUGCCUUAUGAGGAACGGCUAAGGGAGCUGGGCAUGUUUAGCCUGGAGAAGAGGAGGUUAAGGGGUGAUAUGAUAGCCAUGUUCAAAUAUAUAAAAGGAUGUCACCUAGAGGAGGGAGAAAGGUUGUUUUCUGCUGCUCCAGAGAAGCAGACACGGAGCAAUCGAUCCAAACUACAAGAAAGAAGAUUCCACCUAAACAUUAGGAAGAACUUCCUGACAGUAAGAGCUGUUUGACAGUGGAAUUUGCUGCCAAGGAGUGUGGUGGAGUCUCCUUCUUUGGAGGUCUUUAAGCAGAGGCUUGACAACCAUAUGUCAGGAGUGCUCUGAUGGUGUUUCCUGCUUGACAACCAUAUGUCAGGAGUGCUCUGAUGGUGUUUCCUGCUUGGCAGGGGGUUGGACUCGAUGGCCCUUGUGGUCUCUUCCAACUCUAUGAUUCUAUGAUUCUAUGUUUUUACAUGAGUAGAAUGUGUGAUUUUGUUUAAAAUGCAUCUCUGGGUUAUUUGUGGGGCAUAGGAAUUCGUUCAUAUAUAUUUUUUCAAAAUAUAGUCCGGCCCCCCACAAGGUCUGAGGGACAGUGGACCGGCCCCCUGCUGAAAAAGGUUGCUGACCCCUGCCAUUUAGCAUACAGUGGUACCUCGGGUUACAUACGCUUCAGGUUACAUAUGCUUCAGGUUACAGACUCCGCUAACCCAGAAAUAGUACCUCAGGUUAAGAACUUUGCUUCAGGAUGAGAACAGAAAUCGCGUGGCAGCAGUGGGAGGCCCCAUUAGCUAAAGUGGUGCUUCAGGUUAAGAACAGUUUCAGGUUAAGAACAGACCUCUGGAAUGAAUUAAGUUCUUAACCCGAGGUACCACUGUAUAUUCAACACAAAAAACAGCGACAAAUUGUUGCUGACAAAGGACAGCUGGACAUAUAAAGGGCCCCAUUAUUUUCAGUAGCUGAGGGCCGCAUCAAACCUCAGUCCGGCCCUGGUUCUCCCCCUCCUCAUGUCAUCCCCACAACAGCAACCCUGAGAGGUUGUGUCUGGCCCCCAAGAUCACCCAGGGAGCUUCACGGUCAAAUGGUGGAGAUUCGAACUCCGGCCUCCCCGUCCUAGUCCAGCUCUAAGCAUUGCACCACACUGCCUCUCUCUCUGCUGGUGCCUUUCCUGGUGUCUGCCCCAGGGGAGACUUUUGGCAAGGACCUCACUUGUGCCCGUUUCAGGGAGCAGAAGGAACACCUUGGGCUGGAGGGUGCCAGAUACGCUUGGACAGGUGGGCUGUCUGUCAUUCUGCUCCCCAUCUUCUCUCUCCCCCCCAGGUUUGCCGUUGACGGUCACCCCCGAGGGACUGAGCCUGAUAUUCGCCACCAACUACUUGGGCCACUUUCUGCUCACCAACUUGCUUCUAGGUAAGGCCACGCAUCUCCUCCCCCUCUCAGCCCCAUAGCUUGACCCCCAGGGUUAUCUGUGGGGAUUCAGGAGGCAUCGAGAGCAGUGCUUCCCAAAGUGGGGCAGGGAAUCAUCUCCUGGAGGGAUGGGGUUCUCCCUAGGGGGUUGCCAAAGGUGUAAAGGAGUAUCAGGCUUUGAAAAAACUGGCACUGCUGGACCAAGUGACUCCGUUUGCUUCAAUUAAUUAAACGGAGCAGAUUUCAUUGGAUUUCGAAUAAGCGUGGAAUUAAUUGGUUCGUGUUUUGAAUUUUAUUGCGUUAUCAAUAAAAUUGGGUCGUGCCAAGUGCUCUUCCAAGCUAUUUAUUUAUUUAAUAAAACCUAUUCCCCGCUUGAUUGCAAAAAGAAGAAAAACAGCGGCUUAGGAAAAGAGGACGCAAGAAAAUCGAGGAGAAAUUACAACGGCAAACAAUUAAAAUGCUAAAACAGAUUUUCAGAUGAUGUUAAUAAUAAUUAUUUUUUGUAGGUGGAGAAGGGGUUGCUGGGGAUCAGUUUAUGGAAUCAAGUGGGGGGGCCAAAAAAGGUUGGGUGUCGGCCGCCGAGCUAUGGGAACUCUUCCCCGCUAAGGAAGUGGGUGCUGCUUGGGGAAGCAGCUGCUGGGGGGCAGUGAGAGGAGUGGGUGUUGCGGGGCAGGGGCUGAGCCCGGCCCCGAUCCCUCCCGAUUCACCAGUAGGAAGAGGAGGGUCUUUGCUCCAGCCCAUCACCCUUUUUAAAAGUUUUUUUUUAAUUAUUUAUUUGGUUUUUCAGGUUAACUUUUGCAGCCCCAUAUCCAACAUACAACAUAAAAACAAUAUUCCCAAUAAUCUCUUGGAUUUCCCUCCUUUGUGGGUCCUGUUAUUAAUCAUUUCCUGCUGCAUCUUUUAUGAUAAUCCAAAUCUUUUACCUCUCCAUUGCGUCCAAAAUUCACCAUUAAACUACAAGUGUUAUUCCAAUCCUACCAAAGAUUUUAACUGUUUACAGUGGUUUUUAAGUUAAAUUAUCAAUGUUCCCCGUUCCCUAUUAAAAUUGUGGUCUUCCUGAUUUCUGAUUCUUCCGGUCAUUUUAGCUAUUUCAGCAUAAUCCAUCACCUUGAUCUGCCAUUCUUCUCUACCUACCAGCCUGUCACCCUUUGUGCCCCCUUUUUGUGUCCCCCAAACCCCGCAGACGCCAUGAAGGCCUCGGCCCCUUCGCGCAUUGUCAACGUCUCCUCCUUCAGACAUCAGGCGGGGGAAGCGAACGUCCAGUUCCUGAGCGGAAAGGAGCAGCCGAAGAACUUCAACAAGGCCUACAACAGCACCAAGCUCAUGAAUGUCCUCUUCACGGUGGAGCUGGCCCGGAGGCUGCAGGGGACGGGUCAGUGCACCGCCCUUCCCUCUCGCGGUUAGGGGUCGCGGGUGGCGCUGUGGUCUAAACCUCUGAGCCUAGAACUUGCCGAUCAGAAGGUCGGUGGUUCAAAUCCCAGCGACGGGGCGAGUUCCUGCUGCUCGGUCCCAGCUCCUGCCAACCUAGCAGUUCGAAAGCACACCAGUGCAAGUAGAUAAAUAGGUACCACUCCGGCGGGAAAGUAAACGGUGUUUCCGUGUGCUCUGGUUUCGAUCACUGUGUUCCGUUGUGCCAGAAGCGGCUUAGUCCUGCUGGCCACAUGACCUGGAAAGCUGUUUGUGGACAAACGCCGGCUCCCUCGGCCUGAGAGAUGAGGGCCACACCACAUAGUCGCCUUUGACUGGACUUAACCAUCCAGGGGUCCUUUACCUUUGAGGGGCUGCCCUGUGGAUGGGAAUCCUAGAAUGGUAGAGUCCAGGCACCCCCCACCUUUGGCCCUCCAGGUACCUUCUUGACACGUAGAGAAGAUAAGCUGCGUUCUGUUCUUCUGCCGUUCGUCAUCUGGGCCCAUAACCAAAAAUGUCAGGAUCUCCGCUCGGCCAAGCUGAUAAAGCUCAUUUUCUUCCCGAGCCUUCAGAGUCGCCUCCCGACGAUUAACUGACGACCUCAAGCCUUUGAUGAGGCUACAAGGCACGUCCUCCCAGCAGAGCAUUAAACAGCAUGCGGAAGUGAUGAGAUUUAUGGCUACAUUUUAAUGAGUUUUAUUUCUAAACUACGCAGAACAGAAAAGACGUCCUCUCUCUAUGAAAGCAGAGAGCAACUGAACAAAGGAACAAAGGAAUCAGGGAACCACACUAACGCCACAUCCCGUCUCCUACCCGUGAGACUCCAAGAAUUUGGACUGUCUCUGGAAUGUAAACAGUGUCCUGUGACUCCGCGCAGCUGCACAGUGAGAAGAACAGAAACUAACAGUUUUGGCCUACAACUCCCAUGAUCCCUUGCUAACAGGACCAGUGGUCAGGGAUGAUGGGAAUUGUGGUCCAAAACAUCUGGAGGGCCGAAGGUUGGGGGUGCCUGAUCUAGCCCAACCCCCUGCAAUGCAUCUCUUUGAUGGCCCCCCAACCCUUGCUUGAAAGCACCCAAGGAAGGAGAGCCUACUACCUUCUGAGUAAGAACAUCAGACGAGUCUGGCUACUGGAUCAGGCCCAGUGCCCAUCCAGUCCAGCCUCCUGCUCUCACAGUGGCCGAGCAGAUGCCCAGGAUGGGAAACCCGCAAGCAGGAUUCGAACACAACACUCUCCCCUCCUUCUGUUUCCAGCAACUGGGACGCAGGGCAUUGCGGCUUCCAACCGAGGAGGUAAAGACUUCAAGGCCCCCCAUCCCGCCCCACAAUUAAUUCAGAGGUGGGCAAUGGCAUCCGGCCUGACCUUAGCAGACCACCCAGACAGGUGGGUGGUCCCGUCCAGAUCUCAAUCACACGGCGCAACUAUGACCCAUUCCUCCACUGGUCGGUGCUGACUUGGAGCUGCGCUUUCUGCUGGGAUCGGUUGGCCAUGAAGUCCCCCCCGCAGGACAUGGACCAGUUCCAGGGAGCUCAGAGGCCCCCGCCUGCCAGCGACGAAACGGUGGCAGACUCCCCCCCCCCCCAGCUCCAGCAUCCCAUCAACAUCACUUUUGCAUUGUGGGAUAUGUUUGGGAAAACACUUUUAAUUCAAUUUUUAUUCCUGGUCUGCUCUUGUGACAUAUCACCCCGUCAAAUUUUUUUUACAAAAGCAAAAACUAUGGCGAGGAAGCUAGCAUUAAAAGUUUGGGGCAGCGCUCAGCAAAGCUCCCCUGUGGCUCAGAGCUCGGAGUCGCUGCUGGUUGCGCAUGGAGCUGCUCUUGGUGGGCCCACCUAGACAUGGAAGCCCAGAUUUUGUUGCAGACACGCCCCUUUGCCCCCGGAGCACAAUGCCCUUUCUGGGUGUGAGUGGGAUAGGAUUCUCCUCACCACCACCUGCUGCCAAUGGGCUAGGAAGACAGAGAAAGGUUUUCCCUCCCUCUCCCUUCACACUAGAAACUUGUGGCCGUCCAACGAAGCUGAAGGCUGGGAGAUCCGGAAGAGAUGAAAGUCCUUCAUGCAGCACAGAGUUAAACUGUGGAACUCCCUGCCACAAGAGGCAGGGAUCGCCACCAACCUGGGCGGUUUCAAAAGAGGAGUGGACAAAUUCUUGGAGGAGGAGGGGGGUCUCGAGGGUUACUAGCCAGGGGGGCUCUGCUCAGCCUCCACACUUGGAAGCCGAAAUGCCUCUGAACCCCAGUUGCUGGAAAAGGACGUGAGGGUGGGGGGGGGGUUGUGGACUCCCAAGCACAAUUCAAAGUGUUGGUGCUGACCUUGAAAGCACUAAACAACCUCAGCCCAGUAGACUUGAAGGAGCGUCUCCACCCCGGACACCAGGGUCCAGCUCCAAGGGCCUUCUGGUGGUUCCCUCCCUGCGAGAAGUGAAGUUACAGGGAACCAGGCAGAGGGCCUUCUCGGUGGUGGCACCGCCCUGUGGAACACCCUCCAUCAGAUGUCAAGGAAAUAAGCAGCUAUCUGACUUUUAGAAGACAUCUGAAGGCAGCCCUGCCUAGGGAAGCUUUUAAUGUCUGAUGUUUUAUUCUGUAUUUAAUCUGUUGGGAGCUGCCCAGAGUGGCUGGGGAAACGCAGCCGGUUGGGCGGGGUAUAAAUAAUAAAUUAUAUGAUGAUGAUGAUGAUGAUGAUGAUGAUGAUAAUAAUUUAUUAUUUAUACCCCGCCCAUCCGGCUGGGUUUCCCCAGCCACUCUGGGCAGCUUCCAACAAAACACUAAAAUACAAUAACCUAUUAAACAUUAAAAGCUUCCCUAAACAGGGCUGCCUUCAGUUGUCUUCUAAAAGUCCGAUAGUCAUUUAUCUCCUUGACAUCUGGUGGGAGGGUGUUCCACAGGGCGGGUGCCACCACCAAGAAGGCCCUCUGUCUGGUUCCCUGUAACAUCACUUCUCACAAUGAGGGAACCGCCAGAAGAUCCUUGGAUCUGGACCUCAGUGUCCAGCUGAACGAUGGGGGUGGAGACGCUCCUUCAGGUCUACUGGGCCGAGGCCGUUUAGGGCUUUCAAGGUCAGCACCAACACUUCGAAUUGUGCUCGGAAAUGUAUGAUUAAUUCUCUUUGGGGCAACUGGAUGGUCACUGAGAGAACGGGAGGCUGGUGUAGAUGCCCCCUCCCCUUGGCCGGAUCCAGCAGGCUCUUCCCGUGUUCUAGGGUGGAUCACAACAGCACGCUUGGGCCAUGUACCGUGGGAGGGGGGGGCCCAAAAUGUUCACAUUUCUGGAUUGCUCUAAUGAUGGACUUUUCUUGCGCUGCACACGGACCCAGGCUGGUUGCCCCCUGCUCAAGAUCUCUCACUCUGUAAUAAUCCAGUCAGAGAUCUGCCCUGCUGCCAGCCAGGAGUGGCAGAGCUGGGCGCUGCGUGCCCCCUGCCCUGGCACUCGGUGACUGAGGACCCGCUUCCCUUGCAGGAGUGACCGUCAAUGCUCUGAGCCCAGGAAUGGUCCACACGGAGAUCAUGCAGAACUUCAGCUGGUGGGUUCGCCUCCUCUUCCAUCUCGUGGGCAUCCUCUUCCUCAAGGUGAGACGGGACGGAGGCUGGUCCUUGGGGGCAGCCAGUCGCUGCCUCUCAGAGCCUUAGGGUCUAGCCUACCCCACAGGGUCGUUGCGGGGAUUGAAUGGGGAGGGGGAGAAGAACCGUGCGCACCACCUUCAGCUCUUCGUAGAAAAAGGUGGGAUAAAAGAGCAAAAAACAAAACAAAAAAAAACAAUAAAUAAAGCCGAAGAAACCAGAAGUGCAAAAGUCAGCGGGGGCAGAGACUUCGCCAGUUCCCAAGGUCAGUCAGUGUCAAGUGAAGGUGGGAUUUGAACUCAGGUCUCUCCCAGGUUCUAGUCUGACACUAAGCCCUCACCCCCCUCCAUCUGCCUUCUGUUGUUGAGUCGUUUAGUCCUGUCCGCCUCUUUGUGACCCCCUGGACCAGAGCACGCCAGGCCCUCCUGUCUUCCACUGCCUCCCGCAGUUUGGUCAAACUCAUGCUGGUAGCUUGGAGAACACUGUCCCACCAUCUCGUCCUCUGUUGUCCCCUUCUCCUUGUGCCCUCCAUCUUUCCCAGCACCAGGGUCUUUUCCAGGGAGUCUUCCAGGGUCUUUCCCAAAGUCUUGGAGCCUCAGCUUCAGGAUCUGUCCUUCCAGUGAGCACUCAGGGCUGAUUUCCUUCAGAAUAGAGAGGUUUGUUCUUCUUGCUGUCCAUGGGACUCUCAAGAGUCUCCUCCAGCACCAGAAUUCAAAAGCAUCAAUUCUUCUUGAUUUCUUCUUGAUGGUCAAGAAGACCAUCAGCCUUCUUGAUGGUCCAGCUCUCACUUCCAUCCAUCACUACUGGGAAAACCAGAGCUUUAACUACCCCUUUUCUGCAAGCUGAGUUGCAUCCCGUCUUCCAACAGAGGCAAUUUAUUCCUAUCCGUUAUCGAUUCUGCCCCUCCCUUCAUGUUGUUGCCCCGGGGGAGAUUAGGGAGGGAGGGUGACCUGCCUGCAGGUGGAUCCCUGAGCGGCAAGGACGCCCCUCUCUGGCCUCUCACCUGCCAUUCUUGCUGCAGGACAGCCUUUCUCAGCCUGUGGGUCCCCAGAUGUUGUUGAACUACAACUCCCAUCACCCCUAGUUAGCCAGGCCGGAGCUCAGGGAUGAUGGGAGUUGUAGUCCAACAACAUCUGGGGACCCACAGGUGGAGAACGGCUGCUGCAGGACAUCUAAGCCAGGGCUUCCUGUCUCCCUGCCAUUAGCAUACAAAACAGAAGCUGGGGGUGUUUAGCCUGGAGAAGGUGCAGAGUCCUCUCCAAAUAAGGGCUUCCCCAAGGAAAAGGGAGAAAACCUGUUUUUUUGUGACUCCAGAGGGCAGGACCCAAACCGUGGCUCCAAACGGCAGGAGAGGAGAUUCCGACUGAAGGGACUCCCUCGGAAAUGGGUGGCCCAUCUCUCCUUGGAGGCUUUCAAGCGGAUUCCUCCGCUGUGAUUCCUGCAUUGCAGGGGGUUGGGAUGGAUGACCUUUGGGGGUCCCUUCCAACUUUACAACUCCGUGUUGUGGGGCUGGCUGACCCUUUUUCUUUGCCUCCUCCCCAGUCGCCAACGCAGGGCUCCUUCAGCACCACGUACUGCGCUGUGUCCGAGGAAGUGGAGGGCAUCUCUGGGAAGUACUUUGACAGCGACUGCAGACUGGCACUGCCCUCACCCCUCGCCCGAGACCCUGCCGUCGGCCGCAAGCUCUGGGAGGCUUCGGAGAAGCUGGUGGGCCUGCAUGAUGGCGGAAGGGAGCCUGCCAGCCGCAAGGUGGCCUAGGCCGGCCCGCGAGAAGGAAGCAGGGAUUCACGCUGCUCCCUAGGUGCCAGGGCAGGACUCAUGUCUGCCAGCAACGAUCCUGGAUGCUCGCUCUGGUUUUUUCCUCCCCUGGCCGGGUUUCGGAGACUGUUUGGGGUCUCUGCAGAACCAGCCGCCGCCUCCUGCUCUCCCACUCGAUAACCGACAUGAGGGGAAAGACCAGAAAUUCCUUUGGGGUUAGUGUGGUCUAAAGAGAGACUUGAAAGGAUCCGUGCAUCGCUUUGCCCCUAGCAACCCCUUUCCUCCCAGUUUCUUUCCCUAGCAACAAGGUUUCCUUAGCAACAGACUUCUUUAUUAGACGGGCUCUGAAGGAGAGAAUGGGUCUGGCUGUUACUCUGCCCAGGUGGCUGAAGAGCAGAGAGGAGGAACGGCUGAUUCCCUCUAGAGUUUCCCCUUCUUUUCCUUAGACUAGCUGUUUUAUCGGCUGCAAUAUUGGUAAUUCUUCAAUAAACCCUUUGAGCAGAGCUGGAAUGUGUGAGGUGUUUCUUUCCCCGUGGGUGAGCUGAACUGAGAAAGGAGAUUCUGGAAGACGUUCUGGGUGUCUCUGCUGACUGCAAAAGGAACCCCAAACGGUGGUGACACAGAGCCUACUGGCAUUUGGUACCCUGUUCAGUUUGGCAGGACGGCCAAUCCAUUUCUAGACACCAGUCAGAGUUUAAUAAAUGGCGUUUAUUAGCUUUGCAGUGCAGUUCAUGACUCCACACCCCCUUUGUUGAAGGGAGAAACGGGGUGCGGAACAGAGGAAUAUAGCAAAUUCGAACAAUGGCCUGAGUGCUGAAGAGGCAGAGACCUUCUUGGCUGCCUCUUAGAGCAGAUGCAAAUAUUCUCCUUCUGCCACCUGCGAUGAGCCACCAUUGGCAAGAUUGGCAGCAGCGGAUAUUGUCGAUGCUUAUCGUUCUCUUAAUAUUCCCUUGCCAAGUGUGCUGUUUUAAACAUGCUGUUAUAGCAAUUCUAAGGUCUUAUAUAUAUAAAAUAAAUGUUCAUAAAUGUACAAGGUAAACUCAUAGAUAAGUAUAUAAACCACGUGAAGUCGUACAGGAGAGCAAUCCUGAAGCCAUUUUGACUCUUCCAGUCUUUCAGUGACCUCAAAUAUUCCUCUGCAGUAAGGGAGGCAAAUUGUCUCUUUGCUCGCAAAUCCUGCCUUAAGGGCGUAUUUUUGUAUGAAUAGGGUGAGCCUGUGACCUGGAGUCAUAACUAGGUAUUUACCAUCACAAAAGAACAGCUAGGCUGCCCAGGUAGAGCAAUCAGUGACCAUUAUCAGGUAUCCUGGCAGACAGGUUUUCAGCUGUAGACCGCCUCCUUCUGUGAUGUUGUUUUUGGGGGUGGUCUUGAGCUACAGGGGAGGCAAUUUCAAAAGUCUAUAUAAGGGCUUGCGCACCAUUGGUUAAGGUAACCAGAUUUUUUUUCAAUGAAUCCAGGGACACUUUUCAACUUCAAUUGAUUUUGUAUGGGGACUGAAUUGUAAAUCCGGGGACUGUCCCCGGGAAACGGGGAUGUCUGGUAACCUUAUUCUGGGUCCCUCCUGCCUCCUGCGUGGAGUGAGCAGGGGACCCUGUUGCAACAGUUCAAUAAAGAUCAGGCUUCUUAGCUGCUUUGCUUCUCAAUAUUCUCUGGUUGGCCUCUGUUAUUUUCUCCUACCAAUAGGGAACCCACGUAAGGACUCUGUACGGGCUCCUGGGUACCCCGUAAGGGAAAAGCAGCAGUUUUUUCUUAUAACAGUGCAUUUUAUAUUUGACUUCCUUUAGUAAAGUUUUCUUUUGAAAUCUUUAAGAUAACUUUGCUGCUAUAACCUGCAUUCGGUCGUUGACCUCCUUUGUAAUGUUUUAUUUUCAAAUCUUUGAGAUAAGAUUUAGUUUGCUGCCAAUUAUAUUGCUUUGAUUGCAUACUUUAUCGCUGACUUUCUUCUGUUUUUUCUGGACUGUUUUAUUUGAUGUUGUGUUCUCUCUGCUUUGUGGGUUUUUU
Podarcis lilfordi (Lilford's wall lizard) is the source of this 17074-nucleotide messenger RNA. Lineage: Eukaryota; Metazoa; Chordata; Lepidosauria; Squamata; Lacertidae. The record is from the annotation of a GenBank genome assembly.